This is a messenger RNA of Arctia plantaginis, 900 nucleotides long. NCBI's taxonomy places the organism in Eukaryota, Metazoa, Arthropoda, Insecta, Lepidoptera, Erebidae. The record is from the annotation of a GenBank genome assembly.
AUGAGUGUUAAUCGCCAAAGUACGUCAUUCAAUUCGUCAGAAAUAUCUUCUCAAUCAGAAAACACGGAAAACGCAGAUACUUUUAAAAUAAAAAACUAUGUGAAAGACAGUUUGAAGUCGCGAGUUUUUUUGGGUCGUUACAUCGAAAGACGACUGGCAGAUAAAGACAUCGGUUAUCGGGACGUAGUGGUAAUUAGCCCAGCUGAAGUUGAAUUAAAAGCGGAUUUGCUAGAUAUACGACGUAAAUUACAUGCCAUCGCACCUAAUAUACGUUGGAUAGGUAUAACAGAAACAGAUAUCUUAGGAUAUCAUUCUACAGGUGUGUGCCUGUGGACAGAAAUUGAAAACCAACCCUUUGGCCCCUUCUGGUUCCAAAUAAAGACUUUAAAGUUUAGAGAGGAUGAAAUUAUUGUAGUGGUCAAAUGUUUGAGACAUAUAACAGAUGCAUUUUUAGAAAUAGAACCAGUUUUAACUGAUUCUGCAAAAAAAGUUAUGGACACUUCAGAUAAGAAGCUCGAUUGCAGUGUUGCAUCUCUCAAUGAAACAUAUGUUGAUUUUAUGGGAACAAUGAAGAGUUUUCUAUCAAUUACCAAUGUCAAGGAAUUUAUAACUUUCUUAUUUGCAUUUGUAAUUGCAAUUUUUACAGGGAGUACUUCUUUUGUUAACUUCCUUGGCAACUUUAUUUUAGCAUUAUUAAGAGAAAUAUCUAUAUUAAUUAAAAACUCUACUCCAAUGUUCCUUGGCUUACUAGAUUUCUUUAGUAAAAUUGUUGGUGGCUUUUAUAUAUUGUUAGCAAUGUUAUUCAAACAGAAUGUUCCUAUUCCAACUGACAAACGUUCAGUACCAUAUCAUGAUAGGUCUCGCAGAAGUCAUUACAGGUACGACAAUCAAUUUGAUUGA